UGAGAGAAAUCGGUUAUCAAUGCUUCUUGCAGAAUAUACUGAUGAUAUUGUAGUAAGCCAAAAUGCCUAUACAAUUAAAUCACGCAAAGAUUCGCUCUGGUUUCUGGCUACAAAAUUAUUAUCUGCCUUUGAUCAUUCGAAUUCUACAACCCACUAUCUUUUUGAAGAUGCACCGGAAAUUAGUGAAAACAGAAUUAAAGAUAUUCUUGCUCUCUAUGAAAGAGUUCAACAAGGUCCUUCUACAUCAGAGCAGAUAUUAUCAUCUGAAGUUUCAAGACAGCAUCACACCACUACAGAAGCAGAGAAAACUAUACUAGCUCAAUUAUGGGAAAGUGAUGAAAAAUUAACAGAUGCCAUAAUUAUGAAUAUAGUAUCAAGACUUAACACAGUUUCCUCAA
Messenger RNA from Racocetra fulgida, 398 nucleotides. The record is from the annotation of a GenBank genome assembly. NCBI's taxonomy places the organism in Eukaryota, Fungi, Glomeromycota, Glomeromycetes, Diversisporales, Gigasporaceae.